AUUUUGGUAUUUGUUUGUCACUCUCUCUACCCACAACUUUCAUUCAACAUUUCCAAUUCUUCUCUCUCUAACCAAUAUGAUUCAAAGACAUUAAAGGGUGUCUCAAUCUGUAUCCAUCAGCUGGAAAAUCUGAAGAGAAAGUGAAAGUAAUGAUGAUAAAUGGGUUUGAUUUGAACGAGGAAGCCACAGCCAUUGAUGAAGAGAACUCGAGCAGCAACAAUGGAAGCUUGGAGGAGGAGAAAGAAGAAGAGGAUCAGAGAAGAAGUGGCGGUGUUAGAAAAUAUUCAAGGUCCAAAAUGCCUAGGCUUCGUUGGACUCCUGAUCUUCAUCUUGCCUUCGUAAACGCCGUUGAACGACUCGGCGGACAAGAACGAGCAACUCCUAAGUUGGUUCUUCAGUUGAUGAAUGUAAGAGGGCUCAGCAUUGCCCAUGUAAAGAGUCAUUUGCAGAUGUAUCGAAGUAAGAAGCUGGAUGAGUCUGGACAAGUUUUGUCUCAGACAAUGUUUGGUAGAAAUCACAUUGUGCAAAUGUACCAAAGAUUGAAUCACCAUCACCAUCACCAUGGACACUUCAGACCCCAUCUCCUAACCCCUAACCCUUCCAGGUUUGGAGAAUGGGAAGCAAUGGAUCCAUUGGCAAUGAGGCCAAGUGCUAAUCCAUGGAGAACAGACAAUUCAAAGAUGGAGAAGUUAUGUAACGAGAGGCCACCUCCCUUUCAAAUGGGUACCAACUUGAUGACCUCUCAUAUCUAUGAAGUGGCUAAUGCAAUAUCAAGAACCACACCCAUUAGGCCAAGCCGCUUCCUUGAGGACAAGAAAUGGCCACCCCAUGAGCUCAUUUCUCCACACCAUUUUCGCAUCAAUAACAACAACAACAAUGUUACUACCCAAAAAGAUCACUUUCGACCCUCCAACAAACUCGGAAGCUUCGAUCACGAUCUUCUUCACCCUCCAACGCCCUCCUCCCACGUCCCUAUGGAGCCCAACCGUCCCUCGACCGAUCUACGGUUGAGUUUACGCAAUAGCUUCGAAGAUGGUGUCGGGAUGGCGAUGAACGAUGAGGAUAAGAAAGAAGAAGAGAUCAAUACAGUACUUUCUCUAUCACUGUCUAGCUCUUCACCAAGACAACAUGAAGAUGAAGAUUGUAAACAAACAUCAUGGGCUGAGUACUUAGGAUCUGACCAUGCAAAAUUAUAA
Molecule: messenger RNA, 1196 nt
Organism: Cucurbita pepo subsp. pepo (vegetable marrow)
Lineage: Eukaryota; Viridiplantae; Streptophyta; Magnoliopsida; Cucurbitales; Cucurbitaceae
Molecular function (GO): DNA-binding transcription factor activity; DNA binding
Source: RefSeq, a predicted model, not a curated record